AUAUAUUCAGUUACGAUGACAAGUUACACUGAUGAAAAUAAUGGGGAUUGACAUUGGACUCAAUGCUUCAAAUGAUGACAUACCUUAUGGAGGAAAAAGUGCCUUUUCCCAACUGGAGCACAACAUAGUGGCUGGAUAUCUUAUUACUGCAGGCAUCAUCAGUUUAUUGAGUAACAUUGUCAUUCUCCUGAUGUUCAUAAAGUUUAAGGAGCUCCGCAAUGCUACCAAUUUCAUCAUCAUCAACUUGGCUUUUACUGACAUUGGUGUGGCUGGCAUUGGUUACCCUAUGUCAGCUGCUUCCGACCUCCACGGAAACUGGAAAUUUGGUUACACUGGUUGCCAGAUUUAUGCAGGUCUCAACAUCUUCUUUGGCAUGGCUAGCAUUGGUCUGUUGACUGUGGUGGCCGUAGAUCGAUACCUCACAAUUUGCAGGCCUGAAAUAGGGGAGAAAAUGACGGCGCGUUCAUACAACCUCCUUAUUCUGGCAGCAUGGCUUAAUGGUUUAUUCUGGUCCACCAUGCCUAUAGUUGGCUGGGCUGGCUAUGCCCCAGACCCAACUGGAGCCACAUGCACCAUUAACUGGCGGAAGAAUGAUUUAUCCUUUAUUUCUUACACGAUGACGGUUAUUGUUGUCAACUUUGUCGUCCCUCUCGCAAUCAUGUUUUACUGCUACUACAACGUGUCUGUCACAGUUAACAGAUAUAAUGGAAGCAACUCCCUUGACGAUAUUAAUAUUGACUGGUCGGAACAAAUGGAUGUAACAAAGAUGUCCAUUGUGAUGAUCGUAAUGUUUUUAGUGGCCUGGUCUCCAUACUCCAUGGUGUGUCUCUGGGCAUCUUUUGGUGAUCCCAGAACAAUUCCUCCACCCAUGGCUAUCAUCGCCCCUCUAUUUGCAAAGUCCUCCACCUUUUACAACCCCUGCAUUUAUGUAAUUGCUAACAAAAAAUUCCGAAGAGCCAUCAUAGGGAUGAUCCGGUGUCAAACCAGACAACGAAUCACCAUCAGUCCUCAGGUUCCUCUGAAUUCUCAACAACCCCUGGAUGACUGCUUCAGUUUCACACCUUAG
This is a messenger RNA of Syngnathoides biaculeatus (alligator pipefish), 1066 nucleotides long. RefSeq names its product retinal pigment epithelium-derived rhodopsin homolog (gene rrh). The transcript has 8 exons. The record is from RefSeq and is a predicted model, not a curated record. NCBI's taxonomy places the organism in Eukaryota, Metazoa, Chordata, Actinopteri, Syngnathiformes, Syngnathidae. Gene Ontology annotation, molecular function: G protein-coupled receptor activity. Gene Ontology annotation, cellular component: membrane; photoreceptor outer segment. The coding region runs from base 32 to 1066 and encodes 344 amino acids. Gene Ontology annotation, biological process: G protein-coupled receptor signaling pathway; visual perception.